This is a messenger RNA of Parasteatoda tepidariorum (common house spider), 1480 nucleotides long. RefSeq lists its product as uncharacterized. Gene Ontology annotation, cellular component: membrane. The record is from RefSeq and is a predicted model, not a curated record. Gene Ontology annotation, biological process: sodium ion transport. Lineage: Eukaryota; Metazoa; Arthropoda; Arachnida; Araneae; Theridiidae. Gene Ontology annotation, molecular function: sodium channel activity.
AUCGCGAGCAUUGAAACAGGAUUUUUGUGAGUUGGUUGUUGGAUUUGAUGAGGCUAGGGGGUUUCGGCCCCUAAGCUAUAUAUUUUUUGGAGUGUACUACGGAGAGUAUCAUUUUUGCGAGCAUGGAAGUAUCUGUUAAUGCAUGUGCUCGUUAAAAAAUAUAACCAUGCUCUGUAAUCCUUUUACAUCGAAGUUUAUACUUUUUAAUUUUUUGCUUUAUUAGCAAUUUAUUUAUAUGAUAGCCAGGAGGAACAUACUCUGGCAAUUUAUUUUGUGCUGCAGUUAAUUAAUAAGUAUUUGUAUGUUGAACUAAUUAUGAUGAUCCUAAGAUAGCCAAGAGAAUAAAGUUUUUUAUCUGGAAAUAGUGAGCAGAAUCGGUGGUAUCCUUGGGCUUUGGACUGGAAUAUCUUUUCUACAGUUGGCUGAUUUAGUUGUCAGAAUUUGCUUAGUUUUAUUUUUAAUUGCCACCUUUUCAAAAAGGAAAAGAAAUAAUACUCUUCAGUUAUUUGAAAGUAGAACUCAACAGAAAAGAAAAGAAAUUGAAGCGUCUCCAGCUGUGAAGAUAUUCAAGAGAUCUUUUAUUUCUUCCAUAGCAGAUUUAACAUCGUCGAAGUCCGCGACAGAAAAAUUCAUAAAGCUAUUGAUAUUUCUUUUGAAUUUAAUCGGAUUUCUAUGUUUUACUUAUCACUUCGCAUCACAAUAUCUUGCUUAUGAAACUACUUCAAUAGUAAUGAUGGAGAGGCCAAUAUACAUAGAUCGUCCAGCAAUCACUCUGUGUGAUUCAAAUAGACGAAACAGAAAACUAGUUUGUGAAGAACAGCCACAUAAAUGCAAAUUCUUCAAAUCUGAGGAAGAGUUUUGCAACAAGCACCCCAACUAUUGUAACCUGGAAGACCUGUAUUUGGGAGUUUUUAAAGAAAAUCCUGUGUGCCAAGAUGAUUGCUAUAGCUGGCAAAGAACACUACACGAAUAUAAAAACGUUAUAACUAAAAUUCACGAAAACAGUUUAACCAAACCUUAUGAGCCAAGACUGUUUAACCUGGUGUCAUUUAUCAACAACGAGGGAGAACCAGCAAUUUGUAUGACAUAUGGACUAAAACAUCGUCUGUUAUUUUGGACAGAUUUCAAUCGAACCAUUACUCUGAGAAAUAUACAUAAGACUAUUGGGAAAAACGAGACUACUGUUCAUAGUAUGAAAGAUAUCGUCUUUUGGUUGAACGUAUAUUCGGAUGAAUAUAUUGAUCCUAGAGCUGAACCGGCCGUUUAUUUUUCAGUGCACGAUUCCAGAAGACUCGUGAAUCCUUUCAGACACGGUAUUAAGCUUAUAGCGCCAGGAUAUCAUUCUAUCAAAGUCACCGAAUAUGUGGAGCAGCAUCUCUUACCCCAACCUUAUGAUACAAAUUGCACAUUGUUUAAUCCUAUAGGAAGUACAGAAGAAAACGUUGACAUAAUGGUAUGGCCCUCAUUUAUUGUAUUGUAG